AUGACUCGACGCUCAAUCCAAUCAGUCAGAGAUCAGUGGAUUACUCAGUCUCGGUUGCAUUUUUCAGAUAGUCAACCUAGAAGAGUAAUGGAAGGACUGAAGAUAUUUUUCAAGUCUAUUACUGUAGAGCCUGUGUUGCUUAUGUACACAAUGGCUAUAUUUUUGGAGAUGAGUAUAUUCCAGGAUCUAAUAAGAACCAAAAUUUGCUUCCAAGAAACAGAUUUAUAUAACAUUAAUUUAUGCGAAAAGUUAAAAAAUGAAACUCUUCGUAUUGUACAGGACCAAACAAAUGUCUGGAUACAGUAUUACAACCUUGUUCUUUAUACAGUGGCAAUUAUUUCGACAUUGUACAUUGGUUCGUGGUCUGAUAAAUUCAACAAAAAGUUUCCUCUGUUAAUUCCACCGCUUGGCUCCGUUCUUGCAUGUAUAAACUCAGUGGUGUUUAGCUGCUUCAUUUUUUAUUUUCCUCUUCCUGUGUUGUUGAUCAGCGGAACUAUCUCAGGCUUAUGUGGUGGAACCGUUGCCAUGAUUACCAUCACAUUUAGCUAUCUUUCAAGCAUCACCACGACAGAAAUGCGUACAAAACGUAUGGCUUUUCUAGAAGCUAUGUUGUUUAUAGGAGGAAUGGUUGGGUUUUAUGUUGGAGGAGCAGUGUUAAAAGUUGUGGGUUUUGCCAACGCUUUUGUUCUGGAGAUUUGUCUUCACGUUGCAGUUGUUUUCUAUAUUUUAUUUCUGAUCGAUGAUUUGAAGCCACAGCUUAGUAGAGAUUCUGAAAGACUUAAUGAAGAAACACAACAUUUUUGUCAAAAAUUCUUUACCAUUCAUCAUUUUACUGAAGUACUGCAAACAGUUUUCAAGUACAGACUCGGAAACAGACGCCUACAUAUUAUACUUUUUCUUCUUGCUGGAGCUUUACUGUAUUAUGGAUUAGUGGUUCAAGUUGACCUUCUCUUCAUUUUUCUGACUGAUGAGCCUCUGAAUUGGAGUCAGUCAAAGUACAGUUCCAUCAGUGCCCUGAAGCUUGCUGUUUGUGGCUCAGGCCUACUAAUUGGUAUGCCUGUAUUGUCUCGCUGGUUUCAUGUUCCAGACACUUUUAUUGGUCUAGUAGGAACAUUGUCUCGAGGAAUAGGUUUGGCCGUUCUUGGGUUUAGUACAACUUCGUCCAUGGUUUACAUCAGUGCAGCAAUCUUUGUAUUUUCUGAGAUUCCCAUUCCUGCUAUAAAGUCUGUUCUUUCUAAAUUGGUAGAACCUGAUGAAAAAGGAAAGAUUUUUGCAUUCAUGUCGGGGAUUCAGAAUAUCUGCUUCCUUACGGGAUCGUUGAUCUUCAACAAUCUGUAUCCUGCCACUGCUUCUUUCUUCAAGGGAUUCUCGUUUCUCUUAGCAGCUUUAUUACAACUAUUUGCUGUAGCAGUAUUUGUGUUUGUGCACAGGGAUAUGAAAAUACAACAUACAAACCAAGCAAGUGAACUUUUAACAGAACCUGAAGAUGAAAAUGCUUAACUUCCAAAUCCUAGUUAGGACAACUCUUUCAGUCUGACGUACUAGUGUUCUACAUGGGACGAACUUCAGAGUACUAUUGAACAAUAAAUUAGAAUGUACAGUGAGAUAAUAUAAAAUAUUGACACUUGC
This is a messenger RNA of Limulus polyphemus (Atlantic horseshoe crab), 1629 nucleotides long. Its product is annotated as proton-coupled folate transporter-like. Lineage: Eukaryota; Metazoa; Arthropoda; Merostomata; Xiphosura; Limulidae. Gene Ontology annotation, molecular function: transmembrane transporter activity. The transcript is spliced from 7 exons. The record is from RefSeq and is a predicted model, not a curated record. Gene Ontology annotation, biological process: transmembrane transport. Bases 1 to 1500 code for a protein of 499 amino acids. Gene Ontology annotation, cellular component: membrane.